Sinocyclocheilus grahami is the source of this 6794-nucleotide messenger RNA. RefSeq names its product histone-lysine N-methyltransferase, H3 lysine-36 and H4 lysine-20 specific-like. Bases 851 to 5428 code for a protein of 1525 amino acids. Lineage: Eukaryota; Metazoa; Chordata; Actinopteri; Cypriniformes; Cyprinidae. The transcript has 19 exons. Gene Ontology annotation, molecular function: histone methyltransferase activity; protein binding. The record is from RefSeq and is a predicted model, not a curated record. Gene Ontology annotation, cellular component: nucleus.
AAACCGCUUGCCAUAAUCGUCUGACAUAUUAACACUUAUGCGUGGCAUGGCCUAAUUUUCAACCACCCGCAAAACGCGCAAAGAAAACUUAGAACAUCAAGCAUAUCGGAGCACGUGCGUGUUAAACGAGACCAAUAAAUUGUGUUUUCUGCUCAUACGACUUACUGUGGUCGGCUACCUUGCAAAGCACGAGCGGUCUCUCUAAAAUGGAGGAAGUUACGCCUUUGUUAGGACAAGGAAACAAAUGGCGUGAGGGUUAAAAAGCAAAUGCUCACUGUUGUGUCUUCCAUGCGCCCAACACGCACCGCGUCAACUGUACUGUAUGCACGACGCGUUUGGGACAAAGUUAAACUAGCGUUUGCUUGCACAUUGUCCACAUGGAUUUGCGUAAGUGAGAGAUGUACCUGGGAAACAGUGAAUCGGGUUAAGUGGAUGUAUACUGGGGGGGUUGGGUGUGCUGUGCCGAUUGGUCGCUCUCACCAGCACACACACACACACACACACACAUACAGGCAGUCAGUCAGGGCUUGUUUUAACACAAACAAUGUGGGCAAACAAUCAUGUAUUUCAAUAGAAUUCGUGGCCGCUGAAAACGUGCUUAAGAUGCAUUGACGUGGUGCUUCGGGGAAAAGUGACAGUCGAUCAGUUUCAUUCUCGUUUAUUUAUUAAUCUCCAUUUUUGAUGUUGGAGAGAGAAAUGAGUGCAAAUGGGCCUACUGGUACAAAUGCUGCUGGGAUUUUGCAGAUCCGCUUUCACAAAUUGACAAAAAGUAACGCUACAUGCUCGAAUUUGAAGGGCUUUCCGGCGGUUUUGUCGUGACCGAGUCGUAAAUGGACGGAGCCAUGACAACAUGAAUCAGUCCUACAAAGUGGCUGGCAGGGAUGGCUUGGAGUGUCAUGGCGAUCCACAGGAGACCAAGGCACUUGAUAGCCGCAUCAGCUACUGUGGCUACCAAAGCACAAAGCGGCAGGGGGACCAGGGGUCUGCCAUGCAUUUCUUAAACUCUGGCUACAAACUCUCCACAUCGCCGUUCGCGUACAAUCUGAGAGAAUCCACCUCCAACUACAGUCCAUUGAGGAGACUUCAGGACCUGACCACUAUGGUGAACCAUGCCGACAUGAGUUUGCAGGACAAGGACUUUCACAGGCGAAAUAAACUGCUCAUGCACAAUCCCACUGGCGGAGGUGAGUUUGGAAUAGGCCUUUAUCACACGUCCAAUUCGCAAGGAAACACUGACAGGACUACUAUUCAGGAUCUGGACAAAAAUGGUUUCUCACCAGUAAGCUCUGAUAGCUUGGAACAUUUUCCAUCCAUCCCAAAUGGAAUUUUGCAUUUCGAGUCGACCCUGUUUGAUAGUGGGGACAGCAAGGAUAAUGAGGAGGAGGAGCAUGAUAGGGUUGAUGUGGUGGCACCGUUUAAAGACACAUCAAAUAAAUGCCAGAAACGAAAUCUGGCAAACACAAAGGCUCCUAGCAGCCACAGGCUGGACCUAAGUAAAAACAAACAUGGAAGUUUUAACCUUGUUUCUAAAAAUACAGUGAAGUCUGACCCUCCUGGUAGUCCAUCACAUUUGCCUGUCGAGGUCAUGAUGGAGGAUUUUGAUAGUAUGCAUGAUUAUUCAGACAGUGACUGUGAUCUUCCCAGCACUGAGAACAGUGCUUCAAUAUUCAACUCUGGUCUCUCUAAAAGACCAAAUUCACCCAGUGACUCCCAUUCAAAUCCUUCCAACAGCCCAAAGAAGAAGCAGCUCCCAGGUAUAAAGUACUCUGUAGAAGAUGUCGUGUGGGCCAAAUUCAACCGCAGACCUUGGUGGCCCUGUCAUGUAACCACUGAACCACAGAUUGAAGUCCACACCAAAAUGAAAGACCCCAGUCGUCGGCCAUGCCGUCUCUAUUUUGUCAGGAUGUUCGGGGAGAUCAUAGACCAAGCUUGGGUCCCGGCAAAAGCCACUUUUCCUUUUGAAGGAGGUCAUCAGUUUGAAAAACUGCCUGUACUUAGACGGAGAGGAAGACAGAAGGACAAAGAUUACAAAUACACGGUUCCUAAGCGUCUAAUGCCUUCAUGGAAAGCUAGUGUCUUGGAGGCAGAGGCAGCACUGACCAAGCCGUUAAAUAGCGAACCUCCUUUGACUGUAAGUCAGGAUGUGCACAUGCCUAUUACAGAAGACAAGGCACCAAAAAGUCCUGCUUGCCCGACAUCUACUACACAGUUCACAUCAUCAAGCUCACUUUUGUCCAAUGGACUAGAUGCAUCCAUUAAAAAUAAAGGAAAACCUGGCACUGGAAGCAAAAAGAAGGCAACUAAGAAGAACAGCUCAACUGUAAAAUCUCCUGUGAAACUAACUGAAAACUCUUUAUCAUCUAAACCAUCAUCAAACCCUUCAUCAGACAGCUACAAACCUUCCACAGCCGCUGAACGGCACAAACCAGACCCCCUAGAUAGUCCAUAUUCAGAUAUUGACUCUGUCCCGAGGAUUCUUUGCCCCAAACGUUCAGUGGAAUUGCUGCAGGAGGCGGUGGCGAAAGAAUUGAGCACUAAACCUAAGAAAGUACAGCCAAGUAAAAAGAUGAAAAAAGCCAACGUGGACAAGCCGGUGAAGAAAACAGAGGCUGGUUCAAAAUGCACAACAAACAGUAAGCUAAAGAAGUCAAUGCCCAAAGAAAAAACACUUAGGGCUACGAACUCCAGACAGAAGGAAAGCAGUUCCCCGGGGUCCUCAGAUGGGUCUUUUGCCAUGCACUCUCAUUAUUUUCCUGCCAGCAAUGGCUUAAUCUCAAGAGCACUUGCCGCCAGGAGAAAGACCAAGGAGAAAGAUUUAAGUCAGGAGCCAGAAUCUCGUUCACCAUGUGCUGGUGAUGAAAACUUUUUUUACAACAAGUCACCCUCAGAUAGAAAGAGACCACGUAAGACUGUGCAUAAAAUUCUAGACUGCACCGUUGAGGGGGAUUCUGUAAAGAUCCCAAAAAAAGAGGAGAGUAAACAAGAUAUCAGCCCAGAUGAAUCAGAUGUCAAAGAUAUUCAGUCUGACGGAGCUAAUGACUUUAUAAUCACUGGACAGACCCGCGGUGUGCACACAUGUUUUGUGUGUAAAACUCCUGAUAAGGAGGUCAGGAGGUGUAUGAUCCCUGUGUGUGGGAAGUUUUAUCACAUGGAAUGUAUACUGAAAUAUUCCCCCACCGUCACUCAGAACCGCGGCUUCCGCUGCUCCCUCCAUGUCUGUCUGGCCUGCUACAUCACCAACCCCGCCAACCCUGGUAUUUCCAAAGGCCGUUUGACACGCUGCGUCCGCUGCCCUGUGGCCUACCAUGCCAAUGACUACUGUAUGGCUGCCGGCAGUGUCCCAUUGGCCAAUAACAGCUUCCUGUGCCCCAACCACUUCAUUCCACGCAAAGGGUGCAAAAACCAUGAACAUAUUAACGUCAGCUGGUGUUUUGUGUGUUCUGAAGGAGGAAGUCUGCUUUGCUGUGAAUCUUGCCCUGCUGCCUUUCACCGUGAGUGUCUGAACAUUGACAUGCCCCAGGGAAGCUGGUUCUGUAAUGACUGUCGAGCGGGAAAGAAACCCCACUACAAGGACAUUCUGUGGGUCAAAGUGGGCCGCUACAGGUGGUGGCCCGCUGAAGUGACUCAACCAAAAAACGUUCCUGAGAACAUCUACCGCUUGAGGCAUGAGGUGGGGGAGUUUCCUGUGCACUUCUUUGGCUCCAAAGACUACGUGUGGACAUAUCAGGCUCGCUGUUUUCCCUACAUGGAAGGGGAUGCCAACAAUAAGGAAAAAAUGGGAAAGGGUGCAGAUGCCAUCUAUAAGAAAGCUUUAAAUGAAGCAGCCGAAAGAUUCAGGGAACUGCUGGCGGAGAAGGAGAUGAGACAGCUUCAAGAAGACAGGAAGAAUGACAAGAAACCUCCGCCAUACAAACACGUAAAGGUGAACAGACCGAUAGGGAAGGUGCAAAUCAUCACAGCAGAUCUGUCUGAGAUCCCACGCUGCAACUGCAAAGUCUCAGACGAGAACCCGUGUGGCAUUGACUCGGAGUGCAUCAACCGCAUGCUAAUGUACGAGUGUCAUCCUCAAGUCUGUCCAGUAGAGGAACGCUGUCAGAACCAAUGCUUCACCAAACGCCAGUACACUGAGGUGGAGAUCUUCAGGACGCUGUCGCGUGGUUGGGGUUUACGCAGUGUGUCUGACAUCAAGAAGGGAGCUUUUGUGAAUGAGUAUGUUGGAGAGGUCAUUGACGAAGAGGAGUGUCGAGCCAGGAUCAAACACGCACAGGAAAACAACAUCUGUAACUUCUACAUGCUCACACUGGAUAAGGAUCGGAUAAUAGAUGCCGGGCCGAAGGGAAACCAGUCGCGUUUUAUGAACCACAGCUGCCAGCCGAACUGUGAGACACAGAAGUGGACGGUGAAUGGAGACACCAGAGUCGGGCUUUUUGCAUUAGAGGACAUUCCUACAGGUGUUGAACUCACUUUUAACUAUAACUUGGAGUGUCUUGGUAAUGGGAAGACGGUGUGUAAAUGUGGAGCGCCCAACUGCAGCGGAUUCCUUGGUGUCAGACCAAAGAAUCAGCCCUCAUCUGAAGACAAGGUGCGGAAACUGAAGAAGAAGGUUGCUGUGAAGCGUAAGAACCAGUUAGAGGUCACCAAGGAGCGGGAGGAUGAAUGUUUCUGCUGUGGUGAUGGAGGACCAAUUGUGUCUUGUAAGAAGCUCGGCUGCCCCAAGGUCUAUCAUGCCGACUGUCUGAAUCUGUCCAAGAGACCUGCAGGCCGCUGGGAGUGUCCGUGGCAUCAGUGUAAUGAGUGCGGAAGGGAGGCAGCAUCCUACUGCGAGAUGUGUCCCAACUCCUACUGCAAACAGCACCGCGAGGGAAUGCUGUUCAUAUCCAAACUGGACGGCAAGCUGUCCUGCAGCGAACACGACCCAUGCGGCCCCGAUCCUCUGGAACCGGGUGAAAUUCGAGAGUACGUGCCCGGUACACCUAUCCUACCCCCUCUGCCCAAUAUGUCAGUGUCAGGCAGAAUACCUCUGCCUGCCCUACCGCCUGCUGCUCCGCUCUUCAUUCCCGCCCCCAACAGACCCGUGUUCCAAGCCCAAAGACACCCGUAUGCAGACGAGGUGGUGGACAACGUGGUUUUGCCACCCUCUUCUCUUUCUAAGGACAUCAAGGAGGAAGAUAUGAGUGAUGAAGGUGAGGUGGUGGAAGGGGUGAUUGGGGAUGAAGGAGAAGAAGAAGGCCUUGAGGUUGUGGAUGAUGAUGAAGAAAUGGACUACGGAGGGAUGGGAUUCGAGGAUGAGGAGGAAGAAAAGGUGGACCGUGGCGAGGACUGGGGAGAUGAAUUUGUGGAUGAUGACUUCGAAGACACUGAGGAUUUAGGGGAAGUGGAGGAGGAAGACCAGGAAUCAUCAUAUGAGUUUGUCGAAGGAGAAAAGUGAGCUCUCCUGCAUUAUUGCUUGACGUCUAUCUCUCGCACAAAAACUCUCGGUCUGAUGGGCACAGCCAGGUGACCUGUAGGGAAAGUCAACUGCCAUUUUUCCGGUCGAUGCUCAGCUGAAUGCAAAACAAUUUUUGAGAAUGAUGGACGUGUGCAACAUUCUUAAGUUGAUGACGGUAUCAGCUUGCCUUCUCAACCCAAGUCCUCUUUGAAAAGUCCAUAAAGAGGGUUGGACCUGGUGCUGUGGGACUGUGAUUUUUUUUUGGUAUAUAAUUAGUGUCUGGUGCUCUUUUGUGUUUUUUGUUUUUUUUCCUCCUCAACGUGUUUACAUUCUCCGAUCUAAACCGAAAGAUGACCUCACGGAGAGUUAAAAUGGGGCACCACAAACCAUACAGUUGUGUCUUACUUACGAACUCUGCAUAGAUUUUGAUUACACUUCAUUGACAGAGGAAAGAGAACGCAACAAAGCAGCAGAUAACUAAUGUUCAGUCCCUUCACCGGGUGAUUGCAAUGACAUUGCCACAUCAUUAGGCCAAAAAUAGCUUGAAGCUCCACGGGUCACGGUACUUGAAAUGAUUUCUUCAGGUCUGUCUGUUAGUAUCACAGAGUGGUUACAUGAAAAUGAAUAAAAGGAGUCCUCGUACAUAUUUUUCAGCUGAUUUGUGAAUAAAAAAAGAAAACGAGUGCUACUAUCAAAAAGGACAAGAAAGUAUGACAUUCCAGCAUCAUCCUGCUUGAUUUCAAACAUGCUCUUUUUUGUUGCAUUUGUGUUUCUGUCAUUUUACUUCACUUCUAUGUCAAGGCAAUAUGUCAAGACUAAAGAAACUUAGUAGUUUUAAGGUUUUGUAAAGUCUAGCUGCUUGGCUACAUGCUUGUGGCCUUUGAGUCUUGAGAGCUUUUAGGAAAGAUGAGUUUGUACUUCUUAGAUAAGAUGGAUGUUGCAUAAGGCCUUUUUGUACUUUCCCUAGAUAUUUAAAUUCAACCACCAUCUCAGAAUACUGUUAAAAAAUCUCCAGAUGCCUCAUUGCAGUAACCAUUCAGAAUAUCAGAGAAAUUCCCUCCACCCAACGUUGUGUUACAAAUCUGCAGGUUAUGUUUUCCUAUGAGCAGGUUAACUUUAAAAGGUGCCUCUGAAUGUUUUGCACUCUUUCAGAGAUCAGGAGAAAUUUCAAGAAAUUUUAAAGUGUCAUUUAUAUUCAUGAUGCCCAUAACUUUUUGCCAUUGAUUGAUUCCACUCUGUUCAUUCAACAUACUCUGUAGAUCUGCCUGAUGAAACUUAUGGCAGUUCAUUAUGGCUUUAUUGACUCAAGUGAUCAUGUUUGCAUUUAAUAUUUAAGGGAUGCAGAUGACCCCUUAAAAAUGCAUAU